GAGAUCUUUUCUUACAAUGAAUCCCACAGCUUGUAGCACAUUGUGUAAUAAAUGUCUCUAUCAGUCAGGGACCUAGCAGGAAAUGAUGGUACAGUCAAAUUAGGAUAAUUGGGGGAGAGUUUAAUAAAGUGAAAAUUACAAAGAAGUAGGUAGAGCAUAGAGAAAUCAUGAAGAAUAUUGCAGUACCCCAGUACCCACAGCUCUGUUGUGACCACCUCUAAGCCCAAAAGCUUAAGAGGGAGCAGUUAUGUAGAAAGGGCUCUCUCAAUAAAAGCUGUGAUCUUCAUUGAUGUAGUCCGUUCAGGACAACUUCCUGAAGCAGAAAGCAGGGUGGAGAAUGAAUCUGGAGGAAAAACAUAAGAUGCCUGGUGCAGUAUACAAUAGUGUUGAUUCAGAGGAGGGUGGGAGUACUGAGCCUCGGGGAGGGAGGAGAAGGAAUGUAGAGCCUAUGGGAUGCUACUUGGCGAUUUUCUCAUCCCCGAGCCCAUGGGACUAGCAGUUUCCCUUAAUUCUCAUCUUGGGAAAUUUUCUUUAUUUCUUUGGGCCUAUGUUUUCUUCUAUCCAUAAGUUGAGGGAAUUAGCUGUCUUAAGGUCCCUACUGUGGUCAAAGCUACUGUGACUAGGUUCUUAGCUACAUGAUCUUUAAUUCUGAUGGAGAAAACCUUACUUUUACUUUGCAUUUUAGAUAUGAAUGUUAGUCUACAGGUAUGAUAAACAGGCCUGUAGGGAAAAUAUGUUAAGACAAAAGAUCUUAGUGGUUUCUGACUAAUAAGCAGAAUCAAACUAAUGAAGUUGCGAGUCAAGUCAUAGAUAGUUAAUUACCACAAGUUUGGAUAAAAUUAACCUACUGCAAAGUUUACAACUGUAGUAAAGCUUUCUAGCACAAAUAUUUUAACAUAUUUUUACUCUCCUGGUUACAAAUCAACAGCCUUGGGCAUUAUUAGAACAAAUGUUUCAAUGUUACAACAGAGAAGUUCUCUGCCCUUCUUACUAAUAACUCAACUUUAUAAUAAGUUACAGAAUAUGCAUUAAUUUAUUUUGUGGCAAAAUAGUCACUCUUUUUUUAAUCUAAUAAAAUGUACUAGGUGAUUCAGAGCUUUGGUUUCUCAGCUAACAGUCUUCCGUUCUCUCAUCGUUCGUUAUUAAAGUGUUAACCGAGGCUUUGUAACCUCUGACUCUGGUUAUGUUGUGUAGCCAAAGCUGUUACACAAAAAGGGGCUCAUAAGGCUCUGUUUCCUGCAAGAGAGAAACUGUAUUCAUUUUAGAGAGGAAAACUAGCCGAGCUGCGAUUCGACCCACGUGGGUGGCAGCAGAGUCGCUGCCCUUUUCAGCUCUCCGUCGGAAUUCUAACAUCCCCUCUGUGACGCGAGAACUGCAGGCUCAGGAAGGCCCGGGGUAUAGGCCCUGCGGCCUGGUGGGAGAAACCGCGCGCGGCGGCCGGAAACCGGGGCGUCGGCCCGCAAGAGCCCCGCCCUCCUGGGCAGGAUCCCAGGCGGGAGGCGGAGCCGGGGGCGGGGCCUGCGGCAGCGGGAAUCCCGAGCCCGCCCCUUGCCCCACCCCUCGGUUUCUCGCCAUGGCCCCUGCACUGCUUCUGGUCCCUGCUGCCCUCGCCUCUUUCAUCCUGGCCUUUGGCACUGGAGUGGAGUUCGUGCGCUUCACCUCCCUUCGGCCACUUCUUGGAGGGAUCCCGGAGUCUGGUGGUUCGGAUGCCCGCCAAGGAUGGCUGGCUGCCCUGCAGGACCACAGCAUCCUUGCCUCCCUGGCUUGGGAUCUGGGGCUCCUGCUGCUAUUUGUGGGGCAGCACAGCCUCAUGGCAACUGAGACAGUGAAGGCGUGGAUGUCCCGGUACUUUGGGGUCCUUCAGAGGUCACUGUAUGUGGCAUGCACUGCCCUGGCCUUGCAGUCCCUCAUCCUUCCCCAGCUGGUGAUGCGGUACUGGGAACCUGUACCCAGAGGCCCCGUGUUGUGGGAGGCUCGGGCUGAGCCAUGGGCCACCUGGGUGCCCCUCCUCUGCUUUGUGCUCCACGUCAUCUCCUGGCUCCUCAUCUUCAGCAUCCUUCUCGUCUUUGACUACGCUGAGCUCAUGGGCCUCAAACAGGUGUACUACCAUGUGCUGGGGCUGGGCGAGCCUCUGGCCCUGAAGUCUCCCCGGGCUCUGAGACUCUUCUCCCACCUGCGUCACCCAGUGUGCGUGGAGCUGCUGACAGUUCUGUGGGUGGUCCCCACCCUGGGCACUGACCGCCUCCUCCUUGCUCUCCUCCUUACCGUCUACCUGGGCUUGGCUCACGGACUUGACCAGCAAGACCUCCACUACCUCCGGGCCCAGCUGCAAAGAAAACUCCGCUUGCUCUCCCGGCCCCAGGAUGUGGAGGCCGAAUGAGGAGCUAACCCUGGUUCCAAGCCCUGUAUUUCCUCUCCCUGUGGAAUUCCAAAUCCCUUAACAUCCAGGCCCUGGCUGCUUCAGACCAGAGGCCCAAAUCUAUGAACUGAAAGGGGCUGUCCCUUCCUCUGGUUAAGACUCCACUCCCUGAGUCCCGCUCCAUACCCUAAAUUCUGAGUUUCCGCCACUGGACUCCAAGGUCCAUUUCUCACCAGCCAGGAAGAAGGGGUAGGAAACUUACCUGUCUCCUCACAGUUUAGGUCUUAAACCACCCCCCUGCCUCCCACCCCCCCUUAACAACCUCCUCACAAGGAGAAGGGUCUGGCCUGACCAGUCCCCUGGCACUAUUACUGCCUCUGCGCCUCAGGGAUCCCCUUAUCUACGUCUUGCUUCCCUAGGAGCUCGACCCGGGUCUGCAAGUUUGAUGGUGGUGUCCGCCCCUUCAGGCUCCAUGCCUUGCAUCUCAGGGCGGCCCCACUGGGUGGCUUCUCCACCUCCUUAGGCCCCGCCUCUGGGCUCCGUCCUCAACCUAGUUGAGGAUGCUCCCCCUCUUAAUUCGGGUGACUAAGGGCUCCCUGUUCUCCAGAGGAACACGCGCUGCAGGAAAAUAAAAUUGAGCCUGGUUUUUCUCCA
Ceratotherium simum simum (southern white rhinoceros) is the source of this 3013-nucleotide messenger RNA. The record is from RefSeq and is a predicted model, not a curated record. NCBI's taxonomy places the organism in Eukaryota, Metazoa, Chordata, Mammalia, Perissodactyla, Rhinocerotidae.